UCAAGGCCACAGUGAAAUCUUACUUUUCUUGUAAAAGUUAACCGAAGUUAGUUAUUAAAGUGCUGCCAGUAUUUAGGGAAGCUCUGAAAUGAAGAGCAGCACAAGAUACCUGUGCUGCCUCUGAACAAUUCAAGGAUAUCUUCCUCUGUACAAUUACUGUGUGGUUUCUUCUGAAGAGGUUCAUAGAAAACACAUCAGGUUUUUAAUUGACCUUCAACAAAGAGAAACACGCAGCAGUCACCUUCCACAUCCUUUGAGGAGAAAUGGUUGAACCUGUAGGCAACCACUAUGUUGUCGCCAGACGAGUGUACUCAGAGAAUUCAUUUGAUGAAGAGCAUGAGAAAUUGCACAGACACCAUAAAAACUUCUGGGAUCACUUGAAACUAUAUUUCCGCUGUUCCCCACAAAGGGUCAAAAAAGUUGCCCUGCGUAUGUUUCCUGUCGUCUCGUGGCUGCCCGCGUACCGCUUCAGGGAGUGGAUCCUGAGCGACAUCGUCUCUGGCAUCAACACAGGGCUGGUGUCAGUGCUGCAAGGUCUCGCAUUUGCUUUGCUGGUGAAUGUCCCUCCUGGUUAUGGACUCUAUGCAGCGUUUUUCCCAAUCCUGGUCUAUUUUAUCUUUGGUACAUCCAGACAUAUCUCAGUGGGUCCCUUCCCCGUCCUGAGCCUGAUGGUGGGAGGCGUUGUCACCAGGCUGGUCCCCGAUGGCACUGCUGGAAAUGGGACUGCCACCAACACGUCAGCUAUAGAUGAACAGAGGGUGAUGGUAGCUGCAUCUGUCACCUUUCUAUCCGGGAUUUUUCAGUUGAUUCUGGGACUCCUCCAGUUUGGAUUCAUAGUCAUUUAUUUAUCGCACUCAUUAAUCAGUGGCUUCACAACUGCUGCAGCCAUCCAUGUCCUGGUGUCCCAGAUCAAGUUCAUGCUUCAGCUGCCUGUCCCUGGAUUUAAUAAACCAUUCGGCAUCAUCUAUACUCUGGAGAGCGUGUUCAGCCAGAUCACUGACACCAACAUCGCCGACUUGGUCACCUCCCUUCUUGUCUUGCUCAUCGUGUUCGUGGUGAAAGAGAUAAACGAUCGCUACAAAGCAAAGCUCCCCACUCCUAUCCCCAUCGAGCUCAUUGUGACUGUCUUAGCGGCACUGAUUUCCCAUUUUGCUAAAUUUGAAGAAAAAUUUAAAGUAGCUGUCGUGGGAAAACUAGAAGAAGGAUUCCAAGCUCCCGUUGCACCUGAUGCAGGCAUUAUCCAAAAGUGUGUUGGUGAUGGCAUCUCCAUUGCAAUUGUUGGAUUUGCAGUAGCCUUCUCCGUGGCUAAAGUGUAUUCCAUCAAGCAUGACUACCCAAUAGAUGCCAACCAGGAACUAAUCGCCUUUGGACUGGGUAAUAUAUUAGGUGGAUCGUUCAAAGGAUUUGCCUCCAGUACAGCUUUGUCAAGAUCAGGUGUGCAGGAGAGCACGGGAGGCAAAACGCAGAUUGCUGGUAUUAUCUCUGCUAUCAUCGUCUUGAUUGUCAUCUUAGCCAUUGGGUUUCUCCUGGCGCCAUUACAAAAGUCAGUCCUUGCAUCCUUGGCUCUUGGCAACUUGAAGGGAAUGCUCAUGCAGUUCAGAGAAGUAGGCGUUCUGUGGAGGAAGGACAAAUACGACUGUAUGAUCUGGGUGGUGACCUUCUUGGCUGCCGUUUUCCUGGGCCUGGACAUCGGGCUGGCAACAGCUGUGGCGUUCGAACUGCUGACUGUAGUGAUCCGCUCCCAGAUCCCAAGCUGCACCACUUUGGCAAACGUUGGGAGGAGCAACAUCUACAGAAACAGGAAGGAUUACACCGAUAUCUAUGAGCCGGAGGGAGUGAAGAUCUUCAAAUGCUCAUCUCCUAUCUUCUUUGCUAAUAUUGAAUUCUUCAAAGAUAAACUCAUCUCUGCUGUUGGAUUCAACCCACUCAGAGUCCUGAGGAAACGCAACAAAGCACUGAGAAAGAUCAGAAAGAUGCUGAAGAAAGGAGAGCUGCAAGUGACGCCUAAAGGCUUAAUAUGCAUGGCUCACCAUACACAGGAGUCUGAUGAUGAAUUAGACAACAACAGGUUGGAGGAACUGGACCAGCCCACUGACAUGGCAGACUUGCCCAUCCAGAUCAACUGGGAUGCCGAGCUGCCUCCUGGCAUCGUUGUGCCCCGGGUCGACAUCCACAGCAUCGUGCUGGACUUCUCAGCAGUGUCCUUCCUUGAUUUUUCUGCUAUGAGAGUCCUCCAAAAGACUUUGAAAGAGUUUGUCCGGAUCGAUAUCGACAUUUACAUUGCAGGGGCAAACGAGGGAUUCCUGGAGAAGCUGGAGAGAUGUGCUUUUUUUGAUGAGGAGAUCAAGCCAUCCAUGUUCUUCCUCACCAUCCAUGACGCAGUUUUACACAUUUUGCUGAAGGAGGACAUAGCCAGCUCCCCAAAAUUAAAGCCUGUUGAGAAGGGGAACAACAACUGUAUCAUCACUACCAGCAAUGGACUGCGCAGUCGGGACAGCACGAUUCCUGUGGAAACGAAAUUUUAGCUUUAGUUUGCUAAAUAUAACAUCCUCCAGCAACACAGCACCACUUACAGAACAUGAAGGCACACAGGGUGAUGUGCAUGAAGACCGACAGACGUUUUCAUCUACCUUAAGGAUUGACUACAGAUGAUUAUGUUCCAAAUUUUGGAAUGGUUUUGUUAGUGUCUCUGUAUAUAUAGAGAUGUAUUUAUGUACAUACACAAAGGCUAAAAUCACCUGGAUUCUCUAUUUCAUACCUUGCUGACAAACUACACACACAGUUAAAGCAGCAAGUAGCAUUGGCCCUAUUUGCAUAUACUUGUACAUAUAUCCAUGUUAUUCUGACAGUUUGUAGACAACCUGUACAGUUACAAAAGAACAUAUGACUAUCUGAAGUCCUUUAAUUUAUAGUCUAGUAGUUGGGAGUGACAUGUCUUCAGCUUGUAUAUAAUUUGUAUAUAGCCUUCUCGAUGGUUUACACAGCACCUGCUUGACUGAGUCAUUAAACUUAUUUUCAGCACACGACCAUAGA
Coturnix japonica (Japanese quail) is the source of this 3033-nucleotide messenger RNA. RefSeq names its product solute carrier family 26 member 3 (gene SLC26A3). Gene Ontology annotation, biological process: sulfate transmembrane transport. Gene Ontology annotation, molecular function: secondary active sulfate transmembrane transporter activity. Lineage: Eukaryota; Metazoa; Chordata; Aves; Galliformes; Phasianidae. Gene Ontology annotation, cellular component: membrane. The record is from RefSeq and is a predicted model, not a curated record.